Bactrocera oleae (olive fruit fly) is the source of this 1244-nucleotide messenger RNA. Its product is annotated as lysosomal aspartic protease. Gene Ontology annotation, molecular function: aspartic-type endopeptidase activity. The record is from RefSeq and is a predicted model, not a curated record. Gene Ontology annotation, cellular component: lysosome. Gene Ontology annotation, biological process: proteolysis; cell death. Lineage: Eukaryota; Metazoa; Arthropoda; Insecta; Diptera; Tephritidae.
CUGAGAAUUCUCGGCACAGUUGUAUUUCAUCAAUAGGUGCCAUACGACAUUGAUAACAAAGUAAAACAAAAUGUUCAAGUUUCUCGCAUUUCUGACCAUUUGCGUUGCCUUGGCCUCGGCCAAUUUGGUGCGCGUGCCCAUCUACAAGAACCCCAAUUACCGCAGAACCCGUAAUUCUGUGAAUACUGAGACCGCCUACUUGCGCGGCAAAUACAAUGUGGCCACAGCACGCAGCGCCAGCGAGCAAUUAGAUAAUGAACUGAAUAUGUCUUACUAUGGCAUAAUCACCAUCGGUACACCUCCACAGGAGUUCUUGGUGCUCUUCGAUUCCGGCUCAUCUAACUUGUGGGUGCCAUCAUCCGACUGUCCCAGCAGCAACGAAGCUUGCCAACUUCACAACCAAUACGAUUCGAGCGCUUCUAGCACCUAUGUUGCCAACGAUGAAUUUUUCUCUAUUGCAUACGGUACUGGCAGUUUGUCUGGUUUCUUGUCGCAGGAUACCGUUAAUGUAGCUGGACUCAAUAUUCAGAACCAAGUUUUCGCUCAAGCUAUGCUAGAACCAGGCACUCAGUUCGUUAACGCCAACUUCGAUGGUAUUUUGGGUAUGGCCUUCCAAUCGAUUGCCGUUGACAAUGUAGUCCCACCGUUCUACAACAUCUGGAGUCAGGGUUUGAUCGACAAUGAUGUGUUCUCCUUCUAUUUGGCUCGUGAUGGCAGCUCCAACCAGGGUGGUCAAAUGAUUUUGGGUGGUUCCGAUUCCAGCCUCUACCAAGGUGGUCUAACCUAUGUGCCCAUCUCUGAGCCUGGUUAUUGGCAAUUCAGUUUGGGUGGCGCUACCAUGGGUGGACAGAUCUUGUGCGGUUUCGGUUGCCAAGCCAUCGCUGAUACUGGCACCUCACUCAUUGUUGCCCCAUACAAUGCCUACAACACAUAUAUGAACAUCGUUGACCCCGAUGGUGAUGGCUUGGUUGACUGCUCAUUGGUAAACAGCUUGCCUGAUAUGGAGUUCAUCAUUGGCGGUAAUACCUUCCUUGUGCCUGCUUCCCAAUACAUCCUUAACGACUUCGGUGAGUGCUCACCUGCCGUCAGCUACAUGGGUACUGACUUCUGGAUCUUGGGUGACAUCUUCAUUGGAAUGUACUACACCGAAUUCGAUAUGGGCAACAGCCGCAUCGGUUUCGCUCCAGUCGUUUAACUUAAUAAUCUUGCUUUUGAAUAAAAAUAUAAAGAAGUACUUAAAGUAA